AUUAUACACAAGCAUUUUUUGUCCAAAAUAUAUAUAAAAUUGUUAAGAGAAACAGCAAGAAGUGCACGUGAAGCUUUUGUCUACAAACUUCGAGGACCUCAGUGUCAUUGCAAACCACCCAUUGUUUCACUGUCAGUAGUAGCUUAUGCCAAAAUCCUUGAUUAAAAAAAAAAGCAUAGAACAACAGAGAGAGGGGAAGGAAGAGAGCCAAAUAAUGGGUUUAGCAACUAGAAGAGAGUAGAAGAAGAAUCAUUGAGAAACAAACACACACAAAACUUUGCAAAUGAAGAUUCAAGGAUGCGAAGUUGAAGCCAUUGGCAUCAACUACAAAAUCCACACAAACAAAGCAGAACACCCUUUUAAAAUCUUCAGCAAAUCACCUCAACAAUUAGAUACCAAAGAAACAGAAGAAGAAGAAGAAGAGGAAGCAAGAGGUGAAAAAAGUUGCAGUGGAGUUAGACAUGUGUUAAAGAAUGUGAGUUGUCAAGCAAAACCAUGGGAAAUUCUAGCAAUUGUUGGACCAAGUGGAGCUGGAAAAUCAACACUGCUUGAGAUCUUAGCAGGUAAGCACAGUCCACAAAAAGGGUCAGUGUUGUUGAACCAAAAGCCAGUGGACAAAGCUCAGUUCAGAAAGCUAUCAGGUUAUGUUGCUCAAAAGGACACUUUGUUUCCUUUACUUACAGUUGAAGAAACCAUGAUGUUCAGUGCAAGGCUAAGGCUAAAGCUACCUCAACAACAACUAUGUUCAAGGGUCAAGUUACUGGUUCAUGAACUUGGACUGGACCAUGUUUCCGGGACUCGAAUCGGCGACGAUAGAGUCCGAGGUAUAUCCGGUGGUGAAAGGCGAAGAGUUUCUAUUGGUGUUGAAGUUAUACAUGAUCCUAAAGUGUUGAUUCUUGAUGAACCAACUUCAGGGCUUGAUAGUACCUCAGCUUUGCAAAUAAUUGAUAUGCUUAAGGUUAUGGCUGAAACUAGAGGAAGAACUAUAAUACUUAGUAUACAUCAACCUGGUUUCAGAAUAGUGAAGCUGUUCAAUUCAUUGUUGUUGUUAGCUAAUGGUUCUGUUUUACACCAUGGAACUUCAGAUUUACUUAGUUUAAAUCUGAGAUUAAUGGGUCUAGAGCUUCCACUUCAUGUUAAUUUAGUUGAAUUUGCUAUUGAUUCCAUUGAUACCAUUCAACAACAACAGCAAUGUCAGGUGGAAGUGCAACAGAAGAAAGGUGGUGAUGAACAACAACAACAAUAUCAACAACAAGGUGAGAGUAAAAGUGGUAAGUUCACUUUGCAACAGCUAUUUCAACAAUCUAAAGUAAUUGAUGAAGAUAUCAUCAAUAGUAAUGGGAUGGAUUUCGAUUUCUCUUGUGAUUUUGCUAAUUCUAGAUUGAGAGAAACUAUGAUUCUAACUCAUAGAUUCUCCAAGAACAUAUUCCGUACAAAAGAGCUGUUUGCAUGUAGGACAAUUCAGAUGCUGAUUUCAGGACUAGUUUUGGGGUCAAUCUUUUGUAACCUCAAAGAUGAUCUAAAAGGAACACAAGAAAGGGUUGGUCUAUUUGCUUUUAUAUUAACUUUUCUGUUAUCAAGCAGCAUAGAAGCUCUACCAAUUUUUCUACAAGAGAGGGAGAUUCUCAUGAAGGAAACAUCAUGUGGAAGCUACCGUGUUUCGUCUUAUGUUAUAGCUAAUGGAUUAGUUUACUUGCCAUUUCUUCUAAUCCUAGCCAUUUUGUUCACAGUGCCAUUAUACUGGCUUGUUGGUCUUAACAGAAACUUCACUGCUUUUCUCCAUUUUCUGUUGCUGAUAUGGCUUGUUCUUUAUACAGCAAAUUCAGUUGUGGUGUGUUUCAGUGCUCUUGUGCCUAAUUUCAUUGUUGGGAAUUCAGUGAUUGCUGGUGUUAUAGGUUCUUUUUUCUUGUUCUCUGGUUACUUCAUAUCAAACCAUGAAAUUCCUAGUUAUUGGAUUUUCAUGCAUUAUAUAUCACUUUUUAAGUAUCCCUUUGAAGGGUUUCUGAUCAAUGAGUUCUCCAACUCGGGGAAGUGCUUGGAGUACAUGUUUGGUGUGUGUGUGAUGAAGGGUGAGGAUGUGCUUAAAGAAGAAGGGUAUGGUGGAGAGAGUAGUAGAUGGAAGAAUGUUGGUGUCACUGUUUGCUUCAUCAUCGUUUACAGAUUCAUUUCUUAUGUUAUUCUUAGAUACAGAUGCUCACAGAGGGGUCACCAGUGAUGUUUGUGAAUUGUUACUCUCUCCCUCUCUCUCUCUCUCUGGGGUUCACAUGUCUUGGAUUUUACUUGUGACAGCAACCAAAGAAGAUAAUAUCAACCCAAAGAAAGUGUAAAAAAUUACAGAGUCGGCCGGUGUCAACAAAUUGUACUAACAUUAUAUUAUGUUGGAUUUUUUGUUUUUAUAUGAUUAAUUAAUUCACACCAUUGUCUUUUUCUUGUUAAUCAAGAUUCCUUUCAGUUCA
This is a messenger RNA of Cicer arietinum (chickpea), 2456 nucleotides long. Its product is annotated as ABC transporter G family member 5-like. Gene Ontology annotation, biological process: transmembrane transport. Gene Ontology annotation, molecular function: ABC-type transporter activity; ATP hydrolysis activity; ATP binding. Gene Ontology annotation, cellular component: membrane. Lineage: Eukaryota; Viridiplantae; Streptophyta; Magnoliopsida; Fabales; Fabaceae. The record is from RefSeq and is a predicted model, not a curated record.